AUGGCUACCCGUCGCCCAGCCUCCUCUCGUGCCAGGCUAAACAACAACAGCGCCGUUCCUCAACCUCCGCCACCGCGAUCGCGUUCCGUCAUGUCCAAAACUACUCUUUCACACACAACUGACGACGGUUCUAACAGCCUUGCGGCCUCAUCCAGCAAGCAAGGCGCCUCUGACACUGCAGCCGCCAAUAUCCAAGUUGUUAUUCGAUGUCGACGUCGUUCAGAUCGUGAGGUUCAGGAAAAUUCACCCAUCAUUGUCAGCUCAGACGCUGCGAAAUCCAAGGAGAUAUCCAUAGAGGCGUCUGUCGCUCUGUCCAGUUUGGGCGUCGUAACCUUACCGCCGUCGCGAACCUAUCCGUUUGACUUGGUCUUUGGUCCUGAAGCCGACCAAGCGAUGAUUUAUCAUGAUGUUGUCAGUCCUAUGCUUGACCAAGUGUUGAUGGGAUACAAUUGUACGCUGUUUGCCUACGGUCAGACUGGAACUGGCAAAACGUAUACAAUGCAAGGAGACCUAACCUCUACUCCAAUGGGAAACCCCUCCCCCAAUGCUGGCAUGAUACCUCGCGUGCUUUUCCGGCUUUUUCACCAACUGGAUUCCUCCCGUUCAGAUUAUAGUGUGAAAGUGUCGUAUGUGGAGCUAUACAACGAAGAACUUCGCGACUUACUCGCGAACGACCUGAGCGGCCCGAUAGGCUCGAUUCAACCGAUGGGGAUGGCCGCUAAAGACAAAGUUCCAGACAGUGGACUCAAAAUAUUUGAUGAUGCCAACAAACGCGGUGUCUUUAUCCAGGGUCUUGAAGAAAUUCCUGUAAAAAACUCCAAAGACGCACUAGCCCUUUUGACCAAAGGAAGUGAACGACGCCAAAUUGCAGCUACCAACUUCAACGACCAUUCUAGUCGAUCACAUUCGGUUUUCUCGAUCACAGUGCACACGAAGGACACAACUCUUGGGGAAGAUUUGCUUAAAAUUGGCAAGCUCCACCUAGUCGAUUUGGCUGGGUCAGAAAAUAUUGGGAGGUCAGGGGCUGAGAACAAACGAGCCCGUGAGGCCGGAAUGAUUAAUCAAAGCCUGUUAACUCUUGGCAGAGUUAUCAAUGCCCUUGUGGAUAAAGCCCAACAUGUUCCAUAUCGUGAAUCGAAGCUAACUCGCCUCCUUCAAGACUCACUCGGAGGUCGUACCAAAACCUGUAUUAUCGCAACCAUUUCCCCUGCUCGCUCGAACAUCGAAGAAACUCUGUCUACGCUUGACUACGCUCUGCGGGCUAAAUCCAUCCGUAACAAGCCAGAGCUCAACCAGCGUAUGACGAGAAACUCCCUGCUAAAGGAGUAUGUUAGUGAGAUUGAGCGUCUCAAAGCUGAUCUCCUGGCAGCGCGAGAAAAACACGGGAUAUUUUUUUCAGAGGAGUCAUGGAAUCAGCUCAAUGCUGAGCAAGAGUUGAAGCAGGCAGAAAUCCUCGAGGCAAAGAAGCAGGUACAAAUUGUGGAGAGUCAGAUGAGAAACGUACGGGAAGAAUUCGAACAAAGUAUCGCCUUACUCAUGAAGAAAGAUAACGAGCUGAAGGAAACCAAAGAAAAGUUGAAGGAGACAGAGGACGCCCUGGUUGAUCGAGAAAGAAAACUGGAGACGGCGAUAGGGGCGCUGGAAGAAGAGGAGAUUGUUAGAAAGACAUAUCAAGCCACCGAAGUGGUCCUUGAUGAGGUCGCGACCGGGUUGAAACGAACCACUGCCCAGGGAUUAUCCGAUGUUCAAAGAUUGUUCGAGAAGCUCGAUCGGAAGGCAAGCGUUCUGAAUACAAACAAGCAGAUCGUUACGAGUAACGAAAGCAUCAUUACAUCAACAGUCGGCAAUGUUGCAAAUGCUCUCGCCGACUUUACUCGAGCAUUUUCGCAAAGUAUGAGCAAAAUGCAAUCCGAAACGGAACAAUUUCGCUCAUCGGAGCUCAAGAAAUUGCUCGACCAUACAGAACAGAUUGAUGACCAAUUCCGUCGCACCCGUGAACUCUUGGAUUUCAUUCAGUCUCAGAAUAAUCUCGAGAAGGAAGGAACUGACCAGGCGUGCCGUGAUCUACAACUUAAUCACCAAAACUUUGAAUCCGAGUUUCUUGGCCGCGUCAAAACGCUGAAAACAACCUUUGAGCAAAUGUGUUGUCAAACCCUCGCUGCUGGCAAUAGUCAAGCAUUAGCGAUGGAAACAUCUCUCGACGCUCUGCAUACUCUGAUGGAUGGCGUCUUGCGACAAGCGACAAACGACAUCACUCAGGGCAGUCAAGCUAUCUCGGAGGUCAAGAUUUUGGCGAAUACCGCCGCAUCUGAAGAAAUUGCACGCCUCAAACAACAGAAUGAGGAGCUUAGUCGACUGUUGGAUCGUGGUCGAGUGGAUGCCGAAAAAGCCAAGGAUGAGUUGGUGAAGCGGGUAUCAGGGUUGCUGGGCGGCUUUUUGAAUGAAAGGCAAGUGUUCUUGAGAACCGCAAUCGAAGAAGUACAAGCCGGAAACGCGAAGGCCGGAGAGUCACAUCAAUUAGCGCUUGAAAAACAGCACGAGAUCUGGUGCGACAUGGAAAACAGAGUUGCCAGCAGUGAAUCUGUUAUUAACAGGACGGGCAAAGAUCUGAAGCGACUAAGGGAUGGUACUUUCAAAGUGAAAACCCUCUUGUGGAGAUCUUACAGAGGUUCCAUAAAGAUGCUCAAUUUUCACCGAGCAGCCUUUGAAGAACAAAUUCACACUAAGCGAGCAAGGCUCGAGGCAAUGGACACUUUGCAAACUGACCUUGAAACGAACCACUCCAUUCUACGAGAAGGGCUUGUGUCUACGUCCCAGCAUGUGGAAUUAUUUUCAAAGCAAAUCGCAUCGACGACGUCCGAUUUUGGAAGAACAUCCGGAUCCUACCAUAAUGCGACAAAACGCCAUCUGAAUUCUAUUCAACAUGCAAGCUCCGCCCUUGCUGCAGAAGGUACCAAAGAUGAUAUUCCUACUGGGACUACGCCACGUAAAAGGACUUGGAAUUACGUUGAUCAGUGGGAAUUGACCAAGGACAGGGAAGACAUCUUGAAAGCGUGGAGAGAACGGCUGGUGCCCCCAAAGGAGGCCUUGGUGGAGGAUGAUGAGUGCGAGGAAAAUUGGGAAGUCCCUGCCUUG
Laccaria bicolor S238N-H82 is the source of this 3135-nucleotide messenger RNA. RefSeq names its product kinesin-like protein. Gene Ontology annotation, molecular function: plus-end-directed microtubule motor activity; microtubule binding; ATP binding. The record is from RefSeq and is a predicted model, not a curated record. The annotation marks the transcript as partial. Gene Ontology annotation, biological process: microtubule-based movement; mitotic spindle assembly. The transcript is spliced from 6 exons. NCBI's taxonomy places the organism in Eukaryota, Fungi, Basidiomycota, Agaricomycetes, Agaricales, Hydnangiaceae. Gene Ontology annotation, cellular component: nucleus; spindle microtubule.